Messenger RNA from Cyanistes caeruleus (blue tit), 8376 nucleotides. It is a transcript of the gene SHC3, whose product is annotated as SHC adaptor protein 3. Gene Ontology annotation, molecular function: receptor tyrosine kinase binding. The record is from RefSeq and is a predicted model, not a curated record. Gene Ontology annotation, biological process: intracellular signal transduction; cell surface receptor protein tyrosine kinase signaling pathway. Gene Ontology annotation, cellular component: plasma membrane. Lineage: Eukaryota; Metazoa; Chordata; Aves; Passeriformes; Paridae.
AAUAGAAUGUUCUUGUCAAGUAACAGGAAAGAAGGAUUUCUUUCUGUAUCAAAAUUUGAAUUUAACAGUUUCUGUGAGGGAUAGCAUUGAAAAAAAGGCACUGUUAGGCUGCUUUUGUGGAAAAAAAUGUAUAUAUUCUCUAGUUCUGUUCAUCUGUUCUGAAAACCUUUAAGGUGUCUGUGUUCUGCUGCAGGGGCAGGAGAGGGGGACUAUAUGUAUGCAAAUAUUAUCUAGAUAUUUUCUAUCUAAUUAUGAUUUCUUUAUAUAUUCACAAAUAUGUGAGGUGGAAGGACAUUUUAACAGAUGAAUAAACUGUGGUGUUUCAUAAAGGCUUUUAAUUCAGUUCUAAAGGUAAUUGCCUUUGGUACUAAAAGGGUGGUGGGAGGGGAUAGGAAUUAAAGGUUGGGAGGAAGUAUCUGUUUGAGAAGAUAGGAAAAGGGAAUUUGAGAAUUGAUUGGUGCUAGUGUGCUGUAAGUGGGUGGAUGUGGGUUUUUUUUUUCCUUCUCUCUCCUUUUUUUUUGGCUACAGGAAGUGAUUUGCAGUGUUCACAGCCUUUUGUUGAAAAGGGUCCUUCUCAUUUGUGUGAGUCAUGCUUUUGCUGUGAGCGAGUUGGCAGCACUAAGCAGGACUGGGAUCUCAGUCACAGAAAACUGUUACUUCACCCAACCUUAACAGGGAACCAAAAGAAAUUUCUUUAAAAUAUACAUUUUUUAGUUUUUCCUUAUACUCUUUUCUUUUUUACCCUAAACUCUUUUUAACCCUCCGUGUCGUUAUGAAUUGCUUGCUAUGUUAGUACAGGCAUCUCCUGCAUUGGCAUCAGAUUUGCCAGAACAUAUGCAGGAAAGCAGAUAGAAGGGCAUGCUUCAACGUACCAAGUAUAACCGCUUCAGGAAUGAUUCUGUGACAUCUGUUGAUGAUCUUAUUCACAAUUUGCCCAUGAACAGCAAGGUCUCAGCAGUUUCUACAACUUCAGCUUCACCUUCAUACCUGGUCUCACCAGAGCGUCUCCGCAAGGACCAAGAAGAUGGACCCACCACCCUGUGUACCCUCCUCCAUAAAGUGUCCCACUUGAAACUCUCUGGCACGGGCAGCCUUUUGGGUAUCAAAAACCUCUCCUCUGCAGUAAAGGAGCUUGCUGUCUCCAAAUUGCAGGGAAGCUCGAGUGCUUCUAGUUCAGCAGCAGGGGCUUCAGACAACACAUGUAACCUUGUCUCUGCCACUUCGUGUUCUCAGCAGGACGUGAGCAAGAUGAGUAUGGGGAAAAAAGCAUGGUCAGAGGAAAUGCACCUGGGAAGUGAAGAUUGGAAUCAAAGUAGCAGUUUUGUCAAUAAAUCCACUCGAGGAUGGCUGCACUCAAGUGAGAAGAUCCUGGGACCUGGUGUGACGUACAUUGUGAAGUACUUGGGCUGUAUAGAAGUCUUACGGUCAAUGAGAUCUCUUGACUUCAGUACUAGAAUGCAGGUUGCAAGGGAAGCAAUCAGUCGUGUUUGUGAAGCCAUGCCUGGUGCCAAAAGAGCCUUCAAGAAACGAAAGCCACCAAGCAAAGUCCUUUCUAGCAUCUUGGGAAAGAGCAAUCUUCAGUUUGCAGGAAUGAGCAUAAUGUUGAAUAUCUCCACCAGCAGCUUAAAUCUAAUGAAUCCAGAUACCAAACAGAUCAUAGCAAAUCACCAUAUGCAAUCUAUCUCCUUUGCGUCUGGAGGUGAUCCGGAUACUUCAGACUAUAUUGCAUAUGUGGCUAAGGAUCCUGUUAAUCGUAGAGCUUGUCAUAUACUGGAAUGCUGUGAUGGCCUGGCCCAGGAUGUCAUCAGCACCAUAGGGCAAGCAUUUGAGCUUCGAUUUAAGCAGUACUUGCAAUGCCCCUCUAAGACACCGACUUUCCCUGAUAGGAUGCAAAGUUUUGAGGACCCAUGGACGGAGGAAGAUAAUGAGGCAACAGAGCAUCACUAUUACAACAACAUCCCAAAUAAAAUACCUCCCCCUGGCGGAUUCCUUGAUGCCAGGCUCAAAACAAAGCUUCCCAGUGCGGCAGACACAGCUCAGUCUGCGUCAGGAGUGGGAGGAGAGCAAAUUUAUUAUCAGAGCCAUCACUUAGGAGAAAAAUUCAGUGAAGAAUGGCAUCACGGGCCAGUUAAACAAGGAUCUCUGGAUAUUUGUAGUAUGUCAGAAGAGAAAUCAGAAGUAGCACCACCAGCAGAGCUGCCAAUAUAUGUAAACACCCAGCACAUAAAUAGAGAAGAUCUAUUGGCACUUCAGGCAGACGCUGAAAGUACUUUCAGUGGAACAGCAGAGGAUGCUGAAGCAAGCAGCCCAGGAAAGGAUCUGUUUGACAUGAAACCAUUUGAAGAUGCUCUCAAGAAUCAAACAUCUGAGGCUAUGUUGAAGAAAUCCACCUCCACGGGAUGCACCGGUCCUCCUUUAUCCAAAGUAGCUGUCCAGACUGAGGCUGAAGAGCUGAGCGCUGAGCCAUGGUAUCAAGGAGAGAUGAGCAGGAAAGAAGCAGAACAGCUAUUAAAGAAAUGUGGAGAUUUCCUUGUGAGGAAGAGUACCACAAAUCCUGGCUGCUAUGUGCUGACAGGCAUGCACAAAGGACAAGCCAAGCAUCUUCUUUUGGUGGAUCCAGAAGGAACUGUUCGUACAAAAGAUCGUGUCUUUGACAGCAUAAGUCAUCUCAUCAACUAUCACCUUGAGAAUAAUUUGCCUAUAGUUUCUUCAGUGAGUGAACUCUGCCUGCAACAGCCUGCUGAAAGAAAACACUGACUCCAGAUAACUCUUUUAGUUAUUGCAACUUGCAAGCUAUAACUGGUAGAAAUUGCAGAUCUGAAAAGAAAAUGUACAUUAAAAAAACCCCACAUAUUCACAUACAUUUCACAAGUAUAUUUUGUUUAAGAAGCUGCAUUUCAUAUGGUACACUUGAACAUUUUCAGUGCUUUAUGUGACAUGAAAUCACAGCAAAAGGCUUUCUUAAAAGUAAUUUCAACAAAAUUGUUUAGAUUCUCUAAUGUGAAUGUUGAUAGUGUAUAUACACAUUAUAUAUAUUAAUACAGUAUAUAUUUAUAUUUUUCAAGUCAGUCUGUUGACAGUAUAAAACUAUCUUCUGUGCCAUGUGUUUUUACCAAAAGAAAAAUGACAAGUGUGAUUGUUCAGAUAAAAAAAAUAGAAUCCAGCAGUCUCAAUUUCUUGAGAAAUUUAGUAUUACAAAUCUUACUUCUGAUUUUACCUAAGAAGCACAACUAUGGGGAUUAUAGAUGGAUUAUGCUAGUUAACCAUGGAAGGAAUCUGAAUUCAGUAACUAGAAUUCCAACUCAGAAAUUUAGCAUAAAAUAUUUUUUAAACGCAUUAUUCAGUGUCACUGAUAUCAAAAGGAUUUUAUCUUUCUGACGUCAAGUUUGAAUUCUUAUAUGAUGUUAUUCGAAACAUUUGUAUCUUACUUUAGCAAUGACUUGUUGUGAUCUCUAUGUGUACAAGGUGUGUGCUUUGAUUUUUCUAUGAUAUUGUAACAGUAUACUGUAACUUCAAUUUAUUAAUUUCAGUGCUAAGGCUAUUUAUAAGUAGUUCUCUGCUUAUGGUGAAGAUCUAGGUGUCCUUGAAUUAACAGUUUCAAACGAGAUGUUGCAUACUGAUUAGACAAGUUCAAAUAACUUGUGUUUGAUAGACUUAAUACAAGAUGUACAUGACUGUUCAAAGACAUAUCUGAAAAAUCUUUUCUUGUUAUAAGCAGUGAAGACUAUCUGAACUCAGUGGUCAGUUUUGCAAAUGAUGUCACUUGCAUUUACUUGCCAAAGCAUAACUUCAUUUUGGCCUUCAGCAAGUGAUAGGCAUUGGAAAUAUACUAGUUUUUCUCUAAAUAUCAAGUUUAGAAAAUACACAUACAAUGAAGACACAUUUCUGGCAGAAAUGCCCUUGACUUUUGGUACUGGGAAAUGCUUUAAGGGAUGUUUGUACUGUUCACAUUAAAGCAUUAUAUAAAGUUAUUUUCCCAUUCUAUGAAUCUUAUUAUGAGUCAAAUUCAAUAGACACAGUUCCUGUAAAUGCAAUACUUGUGCCAGAGUCAAGAUUUAGCCUUCAGCAAUUCAAGGUCUUCUCUAGCACCAGUCUCUCAAAUCAAAUCUUCAGACUUGAUUCAUAAAAACUUAGCAGGGUAAGUCUAGGUUAAGUACCUGCCUACCCCAGAGUAUACUUAAAGUUACGUUUGGUUCUAAGAAUUUGCUAAGUUUAAAAAUUUGUCAUACUGUAGUCAAACUGACUGAAGAAUUCACUUUGAAUAUAUUCAGGCAGGACUAUCAUGUUAAAAUUCUGAAAUAAUUUUUUGUACCUUUUGCUUUUAAAUAUGGAGAAGUUGCAAUUUGAAAGUUUUAUUUUGAGUAAUCUCAAAACUUGAAAUUAUUGAGACACCUAAGACUAAUCAUGGAAUCUGCGUCUAUGUAAAAAUGCACCUUAUUCUGUAAUUAGGACAUCUAGAAGCCAAAUUGAGACAUUAGUGAAUCAAAUGUUUGUGAUUAAUUUUACUAAAGAAAGUUAUUAUUUGAUAUUUCUAGGUCUGAAUGGGAGCUGAGAGCAAAGGAGAGCAAUUAAAUGCUGAAUUCAACCCAAAUCAGUAUGGCACUGAGUUUAGUGGAAUUCUUAAAAUUUUGUUUCAGUAGACUGGGAGUGGCAAAGAAAUAGGAACAGGUCUUAUAUCCCAAAGCAUAACCCUUAGGUGUCUUCAAAAAGCCCACCUGCUUCCUUAUGUCAGUUUUGGAUUCCUAAAUAUCCCAGAAAAAUGUGACAAGAUUUGGGUGUAUGAAUUAAAGGCACUAAACAUACACUGAAAUAAAUAUCUUAAUUUUUUUACCACUGUCCUAGCUUUAGCUUUGAUAACUUAAGCAGCCACUUAGCUGCAUGUUUUGGAAAUUAAAGCUGAUGUCAAGGAGACACAAAAUGAAACUGCUUGACAGAGAUACUAAAUUUCCCAGACUUUAUUUUACAAACUGUGCCUCCAGGGAAAAGUGGCUAUUUUGAGCUGCUCUGUCAGCACAGCCAAUCUGCCCAGCUUGGCAUACCCAGUGAUGAUGCAAGGGUUACACAUCUUGUCUAGAUGCAGUGUGGUCUGAGGGGGCAAUAGCUCCACUGCACUGCAACAGUGCUCUGCUGACACGGUGGGCCAGCAGGUCUGCCACACAUGAGGAUACAGAGGCUUUUCUACAUCACACAGCCUCUAAACUGUCCAGAAAGGAAGAGCCUGUGUGCCACUCAGUACUCCAUUUGUGGAUCCUGACAUGGUUUUUGUCCCUGUCUCUCUGGUAGAUUUAGCUUCCCCCUUUAUGAAAAGGGUGAAUAAACUGUAAAGCUAUUUGGAUAGCAGUUCCAAACCGGUUGUCAUUAGAUCAAUUUUAAACUGACUGCAACAAGAACUAAUUGAACCUGCUAGAGCAGCUGGGCUCACUUCUGUGAAGAGACAACUUUGCCACCAAUUUAAGAGAUGUGAAAGUAGUAAGAUAGAUUUAAAUGAUGAGAAGUUAGCUGAAAACCUGACAACUGACAGCAUAAUAAUGUGAGUCUUUUAAUGUUCACCUUUGGUUUGGAGUCCUUCAUAUUUUUUAUUAUUUUUUAUGCAAUCUCAAGGACUAGACACUUGCUUGUGGUAAUUCAGUGCCAUGACUUCAAGAAGUGGGAUUUCACUGAAAGAAAAUAUUUUCUAGACUCAAUAGAAAUCACUGAGAUUAGGUGAUAUGAUAGUAUCUUUUGAUGUUUUUCCAAUAAAUAGCUGCAAAGUCAGAAUCAGAACCCUAAAUAUCCUGCAAGACUGUCUACAUUGGUUUUGAGUCCUAUCUGAUUAACAGCUGUGAUUUCAGUUGUGUUGCAAGUAUAGGAACUAAUGACAAUGAAAAUUUAAUGCCUUUAAACAAAGAACAUUUAUAUGUGAACCAGAUGAUUGUGAUUACUUUUUAUUGCAGAUCUAGACUAAUUAUUAAGUUAAUAAAAUUCAUCCAAUGUUGCUGGCAGUGAUAGGCUGGAUAUCUAGGUAAAAUCAUGUCUCCAAACUUUCAAUUUCAGAUGCUUCAGAAGCAAUGAAACCUGAAAAUAUGGUUUGAAAACUGAAUUACUUUCUGGCAAAAGGGAGUUUAUUCAGAGUGAGGAAUUGCAGCUUCCCUUUCCUUAAUGCAAGAGGAGAAUGUUCAAACUAAACAUGCCUGGCUGGUCAACAUAUGAGAAGAUGCAAUUUCCAUGGCUUAAUGCCUGCCUUUUUGCUCAGUUAUACAGUUGUUUCACUCCACUUCAUCUCCUGCAGGGUUCACAAUGCUAAGUAACACUGGUUCUGCCAAAACCUGUCUGCCAGACAUUCAAUAAAAACUUGAACAAAGGACAUAGUCCUGGGAACAAGACUUCAGUGCAAAAUGUGCACUGUCAUUGGAACAAAAUGUUUAACAGUCUGGUAAAUAUUACCUGCCAACACUAAAUUUUCCAUAGUCUGUAUUCAUACAUUUUCCUCACUGUGGAAUAAUAUAGUCACAUUUCUUAUCACUAUGGUCCCCAGGCAUCAUGUGCAGUAAUAUGAGGAGAAUUUUUCAAAAAUUAUACUCUUGUGUGAUUGCUGCUAGCACAUCAAUGCCAGAUGCCAGCUAUAAUGUAUUGAUAGAAUUGAUGGAUAUUUAGACAUUUGCCAGUAGAUUUAAUAACCAGCAAAGUUUUGCACCUUCUAAGAAAUUUGCAAUUAUCAGAGGGAUAUUUGGAACUUGUGAAUGUUCUAGAAAAAGUUUGCAAAUCCUGCUUUCAAAACUUUGUUCUUAUCUCCCAAUGUCUAUCCAAAGUAAGUGUUAGAACCAAGAAUUUGUAUUAGGAUUAUUACCAUAAUCCAUAUUUGCAUAAAUGAAGUCUAAGCUGAAGUAGGAGUCAUACUUCCCUUUUUAUUUGCCUGACAGUUUCAAAAUAUGUCUGCAUCAAGUCUAAAUUCAGACAUACCUUAGUGCAUUGUCAAAACCACUUUUUUGCCCAAGCUGAGGACUGCACUCUUCAGACACCCAUGUGUGUUCAAAGCUGUCAAAAUGUGGGUGAAUUUCCGCUAAAUGCUCUAUGAUCAGCUGGACUUACUCUACUCACUCGCAUACAAUGUCUGGGACCUUGGCCAUAUCUGCAUUGGAUGCAGCUGUAAUGAGGGCAGGCUCACCGAAAAGAUAACAUGGAUAUACAGUUUGCCUGCAGUUAGCCAGAGGCUUGGAUAGAGAGUGAAAAGCUGUCUGGGGAGAGCAAACUUCAGGGAUAAGAAAUGUGAAGCCUGGAAACAUGAGCCAGUAGGCAUUUAAGCCAGUAAUGAGAAUAGAGAGUUGUUGCCAAAUUAUAACCAUGCUAAUUGGUUGAUAGAGUUAAAGCAGAACCUCUGGGGAUACAAAGCCUACUGCUCAUCUCUUAUUGAGACAUUUAUGUUCACAAGCCCUGAUCUGUUCCUCUGCACACUCCAACGUAACUAUCUCCUAAGGCUUCCAGGGAGAAAAUGCAGGGCUUUUUUUUUUCUUUUCUUUGUCUCAGUAAAGGGGAUAAGAUUUCAGAGCUACACAUUUCUAGCAAAAGCACCAUACAAAGAGUGUUUAUACCUUGUUUGACAACACAACAGGUCACGGAAACCAAAGGAAGAAAGAAGCUAGAGCUAGGUGACUCAUUCUGCUACCCCACUGUGUAAGAGACAGUGCAGAUGACUCAGAAAACAAAGCCUCAGAAUUUGAGAUUAAGAUGCAGAUUUACACUUUAUGCAGCUAUCAUGAAGAUCAAACAAAGUCCAGGUCAAAUAAAAACUUUAUCCAGCAGUCCUCCUUUUUCUUCCAUGAGGAAAAAGACACCAAACACACCCAGGCAUACAUUAAUGCAAAAUUAAGUGAAAUUUUCUACUAAGUGAAGAAUGUGAAGAUUAUAAUUAGUAUAUAUUUGUGUCCUUUUUGUCUGGAUUGCUGUGAUAACUGCUUCUUAGUAAAGUCCUGCAGAGUUAAAACUUGAAAGAAGCUAGGUUUCUUCUUUCGAGGUAAAUGUUUUUCUUUGCAUUGUGUGGGCAGCAACAACAAAACUAAAAAGUGACUAUUUUGCUGUAAAAGGAAGUUUUAUUGUACAAUUGUUAUUUAAUAAUAUUUAUUACUUUUAGAAACAUUUUUAACUGAGAAUUGCAGGAAAAAUAAUGUAUGUGGAAAUAUUGUGAUAAUUUAUAUUCCUAACCACUUUUGUGAAUCUCAAGUCUUUGCCUCUCUGCUGACUGUGAUAUUUUAGCUGUAGAGACAAGUUUUGUCUCUGAGGAAGUCCUUGAGCAAUGUAGUUUGGAAUAUAAGUGUCAUGCAACUGUUUUCUGAUUAUUCAGUUUGUAUAUGUUUAACCAAAGUAAUAAAACAGUGAGCACUAUUACUAGACUGAAAUGCA